CAAAGGCAGAACACAGCAGCCAACACAUACAUGGACUGAGAAACACUGGGAAACAAACUGAAGUGAAGUUGGAGCGACCACAGCACCUUGGAUUGGCACAUUUAAGAAGAUUUUGGGACACUUACAGAUUAUCACCUGACAGAUGAAGUGACUUGCCCAAGGAACCAUGGACAUGGACAUAGAGAGGAUUAUCCAGUGCAUCAAGCAGGGGGAUGAGCAUGGUGUUGAGAUACAAUUGCAAGUGUUCAACAGACAGUUUGCCCAUUGCUUCUUUUUUGAUGCAGAGGAGAGAGACCGAAAGAAACAAAGGAAACUAGAAGAGUUCAGGAAGAAUAAAGUGAGGGAGCACACUGACUCUGACUCAGACUACGACGAGUACCACCAAGAGGAUCGAGGCCUGAUCCUCAGACAAAAUUUAGCUAUUGUGCUCAUGAGGUUCAUAAGAACAGGAGUUAAAUGUCGUCUGUUGCGAGUAUCUCUCCACACCCUGAGGAUCCUGUCCAGAGACAAAAAGAUCCUGGGCCCCUUGGUGACUGACCAGGCUCUGCUGACUCUGGCCAAACUAGCUGGGCUGACAACAGGGGAUGCUAGUGAUGAAGCCAGCGACCCUGACUCUGAUUUCUACGACAACAUCAUUGCUUCUCUUACUGAGGCUAAAGUGUUGCAGUGUCCCGCUGAUGAGGAAGCCAGUGACCAAUAUGAAGAGUGCACUGCCGUUGAUGAGGAUGCCAAGAGUGACAUAAGCGGAGAUCUGGACAGCUUCAGCUGUCUCAGGAGACACAGAACCAGCAUCAACGAAAUACACAGAGGCAGCAUCCAUCAUAAAGUGCUGGAGCCAGGGAGGAGGGACCGCAGACAGAGCAAGAUGGAGGAAGGGGAGGAGGAGGAAGAAGAGGGGGAGUCAGGAGAAGAGGCACAGAGAAAAGAGGCCAUGAAGGUGUUAUGUAAUGUGGUGUAUAACAGCACCUGGGCCCAGGAAAGGUUCAGUGCUCUCAGGCUCAUGUGUGGUCUCAUAGAGCGUCUAUCCUCCAGCGUCAGGUGCUCAUCUUCCUCCAGUGUUCAGUUCUAUGAACUACGCCUCAUGUUCCUCAUUACGGCACUACGGCCAGAGCUCAGCAAUCAGCUUCAACGGGAGGGAGGGGUGUCCCUGCUCACAGCAGCUUUGGAGAACUGCCUGGAGGUUCAAUGGAAGGACCAUAAUGAGUAUGUUCUGGACCCAGCAGCACCACCCAUCUCUUUGGAUGCCUCUCAGCGUAUCAUUGAGAUCCUCAAAAUACUCUUCAGCAUCACCUACAGCACCCACAGGCAGGAGCCAAGUGACGAUGAUGCAGCUAUUUACCGACAUCUGGUGGCCACCCUGCGUCUCUGCCUGAUGAGGAAGUGCGUGUUGUUGGAUGACACUGAUGAACUGCAGGGUCACACAGUCAACCUGUUGUCAGCGCUGCCUCUCCAGUGUCUUGACGUGCUGCUGACAGUGCCUCUGGAACCCAGUUCAGAGCAGUGCCAAGGGGUUAACAUGGACUGUGUCAAAACCCUGCUGAUGUUCAUGGAGAGACGACUUGAGUCUGGUGAUAAGGUCAAAGAGAAGCUGACACCAGUCCUUAAUCUACUGACAGAGAGCUGCAGGGCUCACAGAGAAACACGCCACUACAUCAGGAAACAUAUCCUGCCUCCUCUGAGAGAUGUAUCACAAAGGCCCGAAGAAGGCAACACAGUGAAGAAUCGUCUGAUUCGUCUCAUGACUCAUCUGGAUACAGACCUCAAACACUGUGCCGCUGACCUCAUCUUUGUCCUUUGCAAGGAAAACGUGAGGCGUUUUGUCAAGUACACAGGCUAUGGUAAUGCAGCAGGCCUGCUGGCCACCAAGGGACUGCUGGGUGGCCAGGGGCCCAGGACCUCCAGCUCUGGCCCCUGGUACUCCAGCGACUCAGACUCAGACACUGAAGAGUACCGGCAGGUCAGAGAUCGCAUCAACCCGGUGACGGGACGGGUGGAGGCAGAGCAGCCAAACCCCAUGGAGGGUAUGACAGAGGAGGAGAAGGAGGAGGAGGCGAGGAGACUGAUCAUGCUCUUCAAUAAGCUGUCCAGAGAUAACAUUAUCCAGCCAGUGGGAGUGGAUUCGGAAGGGAAGCUGGUCCCAGUGUUGGGACUGAGAGGAAAUUCUCUGACUGAGGAGGGGAAGUCUGAGUCAGAGAGUGACAACGACGCAGGGGAAAACUGAAAUUGGUUCAUUCAGU
Molecule: messenger RNA, 2237 nt
Organism: Monopterus albus (swamp eel)
Lineage: Eukaryota; Metazoa; Chordata; Actinopteri; Synbranchiformes; Synbranchidae
Product: synembryn-A-like
Exons: 14
Coding region: 167-2221 (684 amino acids)
Biological process (GO): G protein-coupled receptor signaling pathway
Cellular component (GO): cytoplasm; plasma membrane
Molecular function (GO): G-protein alpha-subunit binding; guanyl-nucleotide exchange factor activity
Source: RefSeq, a predicted model, not a curated record